This is a messenger RNA of Diuraphis noxia (Russian wheat aphid), 836 nucleotides long. RefSeq names its product Small ribonucleoprotein particle protein SmE (gene SmE). Lineage: Eukaryota; Metazoa; Arthropoda; Insecta; Hemiptera; Aphididae. Gene Ontology annotation, cellular component: spliceosomal complex. Gene Ontology annotation, molecular function: RNA binding. Gene Ontology annotation, biological process: mRNA splicing, via spliceosome. The record is from RefSeq and is a predicted model, not a curated record.
AAUUCUGAGCCGUGCUAUUUAAUGUUUAUAGUUUGUACUUUGUUGUGUUUAUACUUGUUCAGUUUAUCGACAUUAAAACUAAAACAAAAUUAAGAUUACAAUUAAGAUUUUUUGAAACAAAUUAUAUCUAAAAACUAAAAUGUAUAAAGUUCCUCAAAAAGUACAGAAGGUAAUGGUACAGCCCAUUAACCUUAUCUUUCGACAUUUACAAAAUCGUGCUAAAGUUCAAGUAUGGCUACAGGAAAAAAUUCAUUUAAGGAUUGAAGGACAUAUUGUGGGUUUUGAUGAAUAUAUGAAUCUGGUCUUGGACGAAGCUUGUGAAGUCAACACUAAAGUUGACUCUCGAAAACCUGUUGGUCGCAUAUUGUUGAAAGGAGAAAAUAUUACAUUAAUACAAAAUAUGACUCCAUCCAUAGGAUAAAAACAGGAACUGUCAGAAUAAAUAAAAUAUACUUCAAUAUAUCCUUUGUAUCAUAAAUUCAUAAUAAAUAUCUUAAUGCUUACAACUCAAACUAUGUAUAACCUGCAGUAAUAUUUAUUAAUUGUAUAUCAUAUUAAUUUAGAUUAAGCAAAUACUUGAGACAUAAUUUUGUUUUCUCAGAAAAUUGGAAGUUUUAAUAUUCGUAAAUAACCUGUAUAAGAAAAAUAUAGGUAUCAAAAUGUAUAUAUAUUCCUUAUAAUUAUAUUAUAUUUUUAAGAGGAUACAAAAACCUGUACUGAAAACCUUUAKUAAGGAUACAGAACUACAGAAUAUCUGUGUAAAUUGCAUAAGGGUAUUACAAUUUUGAGUCUGUUUUUACUAAUCAUUAAAAAAAAUAAAAAUAUUCCAACCAAAA